AUGCUUUUUCUACUAACGCUCUUGCCAUUACUGCUCCUAUAGUUACAAAUGUCACACAUUUACCUGUUUUAAAAGCUCAUAUCCUAUUCGUAUGGCUAUUUGGAUCAUUAAGAAUUUCAACUGGUGAAACAAGUAUAAGAUCAUUAAUGCUCCGAGGAACUAUAAUAUUUUUAAUUGGAUACCUAGGAUGGCAUAUCGAUUAUCAUUUUUGUAACGAGUUGAAUAAAGUAUCGAAUCCACAACUACACGCUUGGUGGCACUUAACCGCGUCAUAUUCAAAUUAUUCAAUAUCUUUAACUAUAAUGUUUGAUCGGUCAAAAAUGCUUGGAAAAAAUACAAUAAUUAGAUGGGUAUAUAAUAUUUUACCAUAUGUGGAAUUACCAAUAGAAUUUGAUCCUUUAGAAGCGAUUUCAUUAGAAAGAGCAUUGCUCAUGCAAUAA
Messenger RNA from Funneliformis geosporum, 440 nucleotides. The record is from the annotation of a GenBank genome assembly. Lineage: Eukaryota; Fungi; Glomeromycota; Glomeromycetes; Glomerales; Glomeraceae.